This is a messenger RNA of Aphis gossypii (cotton aphid), 5080 nucleotides long. It is a transcript of the gene Duox, whose product is annotated as dual oxidase. Gene Ontology annotation, cellular component: plasma membrane; NADPH oxidase complex. NCBI's taxonomy places the organism in Eukaryota, Metazoa, Arthropoda, Insecta, Hemiptera, Aphididae. Gene Ontology annotation, biological process: superoxide anion generation; response to oxidative stress; defense response. The record is from RefSeq and is a predicted model, not a curated record. Gene Ontology annotation, molecular function: peroxidase activity; calcium ion binding; superoxide-generating NAD(P)H oxidase activity.
ACCGCAGACCCGACUACGCGUUACCUCCGGGUCCACCACGCACACAGUUCGUCAACACGGUUCGUUCGCGACGCACGCCCGUCGACGUACGACGGUGAUUUUAAAACGUAACGUGUUUGUAAAUGUAUAAAAUAUAUAUUCGAUUUGAUUUUUUCAAUACCCGAUUUCAACGUUUUUACCACCCGUGAUAAAUACUAGAUAAUAAAUAAUAAUUAUACGCCAUAUACGCGGGAACGAUUAUUUAGUGGGUAUUGUAGGACUUGACGUGAUGCCGUCGUUAGCGAUCGCAAGACUACCCUCGGAUUAUAUAGUGCGCGGCAUAAUAUAGGUUUAUAUAUUAUACAAAAUCGUAUAGUAGUUCCGUAUAAGUAUCGGAAAACAUAACGACGACGAAGACAACGAUGAACGACGUCGCCAAAUACUCGAAGGCUCCGGUGCCGGUGCUGUUUCUGCUGACGCUGUGCUCGAUCACGGCGUUACUGUCGACGACAAAGUCAGCUGCACAAAAACAAUUUAGCUUCACGGAAAAACAGAGGUAUGAUGGAUGGUUCAACAAUCUGGCGCAUCCGCAAUGGGGUUCAAUCGAUAGUCACAUGACCAGAAAAACACCUGCCAGUUACUCCGAUGGGGUAUACAUGAUGUCUGGUCAAGACCGACCAAGCCCCAGAAAAUUAAGCUCGUUAUUCAUGAAAGGAUCGGACGGUCUGUCAUCAUUGAAGAACAGAACUGCGAUUUUAGCGUUUUUCGGUCAAGUCGUGAGCUCCGAAAUCGUAAUGGGCAGCGAAAGCGGUUGUCCUAUAGAAGUGCAUCCAAUUGAAAUCGAAAAGUGUGACGAGAUGUACGACCACGAGUGCGAAGGCGGUAAAUCGAUACCGUUCCACAGAGCUGGUUAUGACCGGAACACCGGUCAAAGUCCAAACACGCCGAGACAACAGAUAAACCGCGUAACCAGCUGGAUUGACGGAAGUUUUAUCUAUAGUACAAGUGAAGCGUGGAUAAAUGCUAUGAGGUCUUUUAAAAAUGGUACGCUACUCAGCGAGCCCACUAAUGGAUUUCCAGUGAGGAACACGAUGCGUGUUCCUUUAUUCAAUAAUCCUGUUCCCAAUAUUCUGAGGACGUUGAGUCCCGAGAGACUUUUCCUAUUGGGAGAUCCCAGAAGCAAUCAAAAUCCGGCUUUGUUGUCGUUUGGGAUAUUGUUGUUCAAAUGGCACAACGUGAUCGCCGAUAGGGUCCAGCAAGACCAUCCGGACUGGUCCGAUGAAGAAGUGUUUCAGAAAGCUAGGCGAUUCGUGGUGGCAACUUUACAGAAUAUCAUUGCUUACGAAUACAUACCCGCAUUCUUGGGAACAGAACUUCCAGAGUAUACGGGCUACAAGCUAGAUGUACACCCAGGUAUCAGCCAUGUGUUCCAAUCGUCGGCCUUCCGAUUUGGACACACGAUGAUCCCUCCUGGUAUAUAUCGGAGGGACGGAAAAUGCAACUAUCGGAAAACAGCUAUGGGGAAUCCGGCUCUGAGACUGUGCGCUUAUUGGUGGGAUUCCAGUGACGUAAUGUCUGACAGUAGCGUCGAAGAGUUCAUGUUGGGCAUGGCUUCGCAGCUGGCCGAACGAGAAGACGCGGUUCUCUGUUCGGAUGUCCGUGAUAAACUAUUCGGACCCAACGAAUUUUCCCGGAGGGAUCUAGGCGCACUCAACAUAAUGCGUGGCAGGGACAACGGGCUAGCAGAUUACAAUACGAUCAGAACGUAUUUCGAACUGCCCCGAGUCGAAAAGUUCGAAGACAUAAACGAGGAGCUGUUCCGACGCCAUCCUGAUUUGGCGGAAAAAUUGGAAAAAGCUUACGGCAGUGUAGACAAUGUGGAUUUGUAUAUCGGAGGCAUGUUAGAGUCAAAAGACGGUCCUGGUGAACUAUUCACUGCAAUAAUAAUAGACCAGUUCGUUCGAAUCAGAGAAGCCGAUAGGUUCUGGUUCGAGAACGAUAAAAACGAUAUGUUCACGGAAGAAGAGCUUGAGUGGGUACGUUCGGUGACUCUGUGGGACGUAAUAGUAAACAGUACAGAUAUAGAACCGGACAUGCUACAACGGGAAGUCUUCUUCUGGAAUGAAGGAGAUCCGUGUCCACAGCGUCAAAUAGAACCGUCCACAUUAGAGCCAUGUUCGUAUCUAAAAGGAUUUGAUUAUUUCGAGGGAAACGAAUUGGCAUAUAUAUACGUUUGUAUAUUUUUGGGAGUCGUUCCGCUCAUUUGUGCUGGGGCCGGCUACGGUGUCGUAAAACUCCAGAACAAACGCAAAAGACAUUUAAGGAUGAAGCAAGAAGAAAUGAAAUCGGGAAAUAAAUCUAAUGGAAUAACAGUAGAGAAGAUGUCGGUAAGAGAAUGGCUGCACGCAAACCAUAGACGUUUGGUGAAGGUGCGAUUCGGCCCUCAAGACGAGAUGCAUACAGUGGACCGAAAGGGAGAGAAGCUGAGAUCGGUGAAUUUCGCCAAAUGUGACACGAUAACCGUUGAAGAAUCACAGGUUGAUGGUAGCAAAAAAAAACGUCCAUUGGUUUUGAUUAGAGUGCCGAAAGAUCACGAUCUGGUGCUCGAAUUCGACUCUGUGGGCGAGAGACGAAAGUUCAUUAACAAGUUCGAAGCAUUUUUGAAUUCGCACAAAAAACAUUUAGUCACACUACAGGCACCCAGAGACUUCCUAUUGGCCCAAGCCGAAACGCGGGAGAGAAGACAAAAAAGACUAGAACACUUUUUCAGAGAAGCAUACGCGCUCACUUUUGGACUUCGACCGGGUGACCGUAGAAGAGGUGACGAAGACGGAGACGUGGUCAUGCGGACUUCAUUAUCGAAAGCUGAGUUCGCGUCUGCAUUGGGUAUGAAGGCAGACGCGGUGUUUGUCAGAAUGAUGUUCAACAUCGUUGAUAAAGACAGCGACGGGAGAAUAUCAUUCCAGGAAUUUUUGGACACUGUUGUUCUUUUUUCACGGGGUAAAACUGAAGAUAAACUUCGAAUCAUAUUCGAUAUGUGCGACAACGAUCGAAAUGGAGUCAUUGACAAAGGAGAAUUCUCCGAAAUGUUAAGGUCCUUAGUUGAAAUCGCUCGGACCACUAGUUUGUCUGAUGCUCACGUCACCGAACUGAUUGAUGGGAUGUUCCAAAAUGUGGGAUUGUCGAAUAAAGAUUUUAUGACGUAUGCAGACUUUAAGCUCAUGAUGAAAGAGUACAAAGGUGAUUUUGUUGCAAUUGGAUUGGAUUGCAAAGGUGCAAAACAAAACUUCUUAGACACAUCGACCAAUGUUGCACGAAUGACCAGUUUUCACGUAGAUCCUUCUCUUCACGAUGACAAAGGGAAAAUCAAGAGUCGUAUUGAUUGCAUUGUCACAUAUUUGGAAGAAAACAGACAAAAUAUAUUUUAUUUGUUCGUCUUCUACGUUAUCACUAUUGCAUUAUUUGUUCACCAAUUCAUAUAUUAUUCAUUUUUGGCUGAACACACGGAUCUCCGGCACAUAAUGGGAGUAGGCAUAGCGUUGACAAGAGGAUCCGCGGCCUCUUUGUCAUUCGGGUAUUGUUUAUUAUUGCUCACCAUGUCGAGAAAUCUACUGACGAAGCUAAAAGACUUCUCCAUACAACAGUAUAUACCAUUGGACUCUCACAUACCAUUCCACAAAGUGAUUGCUUGUACUGCAUUCUUUUUUUCCAUCAUACACACCGUCGGUCAUAUAAUAAAUUUCUAUCACGUAUCCACACAACCAUUAGAAAACCUCCACUGUUUAACGUCCGAAAUACACUUUCCAUCCGAUUAUAAGCCAGGAAUAUCGUUCUGGCUCUUUAAAACAAUUACGGGAGUUACCGGAGUGUGUUUGUUCGUGAUAAUGAUCAUCAUAUUUACGUUUGCGCAUCCAAUCAUACGGAAAAAAGCGUACGUGUACUUCUGGUCCACUCAUUGUCUGUAUGUGGCAAUGUAUGUACUCAUGUUAUUACAUGGGCUAGCCAGGAUAACCGGGCCACCGAAAUUCUGGAAAUACUUCAUUGGUCCUGGGAUCAUAUUCAUUUUGGAUAAAGUAGUGAGUCUGAGGACUAAAUAUAUGGCCUUGGACAUCUUAGAAACUGAACUGUUACCAUCCGAUGUACUCAAAGUGAAGUUCUACCGCCCACCGAACUUUAAGUACUUGUCAGGCCAAUGGAUACGUUUGAAUUGUACUGCACUGAAGUCUACAGAAUAUCAUUCGUUUACGCUGACUUCGGCACCACAUGAAAACUUUUUGUCCUGUCAUAUCAAGGCGCAAGGGCAUUGGACGUGGAAGUUGAGAAAUUUCUUCGAUCCAAGCAAUAUCAAUCCUGAAUUCCAUCAGCCAAAGAUACGUCUCGAGGGUCCGUUUGGAGGUGGAAAUCAAGACUGGUAUAAGUUUGAAGUUGCGGUCAUGGUCGGGGGAGGUAUAGGUAUCACUCCAUACGCUUCUAUCCUAAACGAUUUGGUGUUCGGUACGUCGACAAACCGUUACUCGGGAGUUUCCUGCAAAAAAGUCUACUUUUUGUGGAUAUGUCCGUCACACAAACACUUUGAAUGGUUCAUUGACGUGUUGAGAGAUGUCGAAAAAAAAGACGUGACUAAUGUUUUAGAAAUACAUAUAUUCAUCACUCAAUUCUUCCAUAAGUUUGAUUUGCGAACUACAAUGUUGUAUAUUUGUGAAAACCACUUUCAACGACUGAGCAAAAUGAGUAUGUUUACCGGGCUGAAAGCGGUAAAUCAUUUUGGUAGACCAGACAUGUCAUCAUUUUUGAAAUUUGUUCAGAAGAAACAUAGCUACGUAAGCAAGAUUGGAGUAUUCAGCUGCGGACCAAGGCCGCUGACAAAGAGCGUUAUGACAGCAUGCGAAGAAGUAAACAAGGGUAGAAAGUUGCCAUACUUCAUUCAUCACUUUGAGAACUUUGGAUAAACAGUUAGCGUCUGUUUUUACUUUUACGUUGUGAUCUUUGGCCAUUACAUUUUAUUUUUAGGUGCCUUAUUUCCUAAUUAUUAAAACAUUAAAAUUUGUGUAAAAUACUUUUUUUAUUAUCAUUAAAUUGUAGAUUUAAUUUAUUUACUAUA